UAGUUGUGUCAUGAUUUUAUCACCUGCCCAUCAACAUGCUAAAUAGCUAAGCGUGUCGGGUUUCAAUAUUUAACCCUGGAACUGUCUCAGUAGCUACAUUUACAAACAAAUAGUGGCUUAAAUGAGGCCCCAAUCAAUGUAAGUUGAUAUUUAACUGUUUGCUGAGCAAGUGCCAAUCUUUUACUCUCAGGAAUUCUGCCAUCCACAGUCACUUAGUCGCUCCUUUUUUGGACAAGGCAGCAAGUUUUUUUCUAUUUAAAUUUAAGGCACAUUUCCAGUUGAUCUGGGUUCCUUCAAAAGAGAGGGCGACUAAGUAAAGAACAGUUUUAAGACCUGCAGACAAUAUAGCAAAGAAACAAUAAACAAAGUUACGUUGUAAGGACAUGGACAUCCGUCUGACACUCCUGUUGAUCUGUCUCUGCAGCCAAGGAGUCACUAAUGCUGAGGUGGCAGAAGAUGAGUCAAUCCCCCUGGUGCCUCUUAUUCCUUUAAUGCCCAGUCAUCCCAUACAGCAAGCAGAAAAUGAAAGUACACCACAAUCGCAAACUGCAAAUACCACAGAAGCACCUGUGAUUGCGACAACCAUAACCUGCAGGCCCGACGAAGGGUCGUCGGAGGAAGAACAAGGCGAGGGCUGCCUGUCUAUUGGCCGAAGCCUGGAGUCCAGGGAAGCCAUUGCCGCUGCCGUUCAGAAACUGGGCGUGCAGCUGCUGCAGAACCUGGAAGCAACACCAGAGCAACCAAAUGUCAUCAUAUCUCCUUUCAGCAUAUCACUAGCCCUCUCCCAGCUGGCUUUAGGUGCAGUAAAUGAGACAGAGGAGCUGCUGAUGCAUCAUCUCCAUGAAAACACUCUCCCCUGCUACCACCAGUCUCUGCAUAAUGUCUUAGUGCAGCUCAGAAACAAUGACCUGCAAAUUGCCACACGCAUCUUCCUGCGCCAAGGGUUUGAAGCAAAGCAAGGCUUUAUCAAUGAAUCCCAGCGGUUAUAUGACUCUGAGCCAGCCGUGUUGGAGAGCUUGCAGCAGAUAAAUGAGUGGGUCGAGAAGGAAACUGAGGGAAAGAUGACCGACUUCCUGUCUGCUCUACCACCCAACGUGCUCCUCAUGCUUAUUAAUGCUGUCCAUUUCAAAGGAGAAUGGAAAGCUCGAUUUGACCCGCGCUUCACCUCCAGAGGUGUCUUCUACCUUGACGACAAGCACAUGGUCGACGUUGAGGUGAUGGAGGAUGCCAAACAUCCCUUGAGUUUAUAUAUUGAUAGUGAACUGGAGGCUCAGGUAGCGAGCUUCCCAUUCCAGAAGCUCAUGAGCUUGCUGGUGGUCAUGCCUCUGUCCGGCAGGGUAAAUGUGUCUGCACUUUCUGCAAAGCUGAACAUCUCAGACCUGUAUAAUCGUCUACCUAAGGAGAGGGCCGUUCAAGUUAAAGUCCCCAAAUUCAAGCUGGAGUAUAGUCAAGAGUUACAGGAUGUUUUCACCAAACUAGGCCUGGGAGAUAUGUUUUCCAGUCCCAACUUGGCUAACAUGGCGGACGGCCCCCUGCUGGUGUCCAGUGUGACACAUAAGUCCAGCAUGGAGAUAAAUGAGGAAGGUGCAGAGGCUGCCGCAGCCACCACUGUAGUCAUCUCACGAGCAUCCAACCCUGUUUUCCACCUCAUCCAACCCUUCUUCUUUGCCCUUAUGGAUGAUACGACACAAGUACCGAUCUUCAUGGGCAUCAUCACCAACCCUAAUCCUGGUGCUCCGGUCUUGCACAGGGGAGAUCCUGGAAGCAAAGAUAAAGUGGGAUUCCCACUUGAUAAGAAUCAUGUUGGCUCAUUUGGCGGCCCACCUAAGUAGGGACUAAUAACCUGCCCGGAUGUCCCAAGGAAACUCAGACCAAGACCUUUACGACACAGAUUACAGAUUAGAUGUACAAUGUCAUUUAGCUGGUUCAAAAUCCAUGUGAAAACAUACGCUUCCUUUGUGUCUUUAUUUCAUUACAGAAUAAAUAUACUGAAGAGCCCAGUAUCCCCUUUGACAGUCAAAUAUCCCAUUAAAAAUUAUUAUAGUUUUGUUGCAUCAAAUGACAUGGCCUGGUCAAGAAACUCUUAAAAUUAUAAUUAGAUACAGUAAAUGGUUUAUACCUUUAGUAAAAUAUUGUGUCCACAUGUAAAGCCAAACUAAUCAGGUGUAAUCUUCCAGUAUUUCUGUACUACAGCAUCAGUGUGCAUGUAGUUGAAUUUAUAAAGAUGUUUUCUAAUGACAUAAUAAAUUGAAUUGAUCUGGAUCACA
This is a messenger RNA of Lates calcarifer (barramundi perch), 2267 nucleotides long. RefSeq names its product serpin peptidase inhibitor, clade F (alpha-2 antiplasmin, pigment epithelium derived factor), member 2b (gene serpinf2b). Bases 384 to 1832 code for a protein of 482 amino acids. Gene Ontology annotation, molecular function: serine-type endopeptidase inhibitor activity. The transcript has 10 exons. NCBI's taxonomy places the organism in Eukaryota, Metazoa, Chordata, Actinopteri, Centropomidae. Gene Ontology annotation, biological process: negative regulation of endopeptidase activity. The record is from RefSeq and is a predicted model, not a curated record.